This is a messenger RNA of Anolis sagrei ordinatus, 6679 nucleotides long. It is a transcript of the gene PAXIP1, whose product is annotated as PAX interacting protein 1. Gene Ontology annotation, biological process: positive regulation of transcription initiation by RNA polymerase II. Gene Ontology annotation, cellular component: nucleus. NCBI's taxonomy places the organism in Eukaryota, Metazoa, Chordata, Lepidosauria, Squamata, Anolidae. The record is from RefSeq and is a predicted model, not a curated record.
UGUGAUGGUUCGGCUCGCAGCGCGCGCCCUGCUCCCGCGGUUUGGAAUGGAAUAAGUGCUUGGCGGGGGAGGGGGGCGCGCAAAGAGGGAGAGAGAGAGAUCCUGAGCUGCUUUGGAGAGAAGAGCCCUUAAGAGAUUGAAGCAAGUGGACGGAACCAUGGCGAAAGAAGAGGGGGAGGGAGAGGAGGAGAAGAAAAAUGAAGAGGAGGAAGAGGAGAAGAAGGAGGAGGAGGAGGAACUGAAGGUUCCCGAGGAGAUGUUCAAAGAUGUCAAGUUCUUCGUCGUGGGGGACAUAGACCCCAAGGUUAUUCAGUUUCUGAAAGAUGGCAAAGGAAAGGAAGUUUCUUAUAAUGCACUGGCAUCACACAUCAUCGCAGAAGAUGGAGACAAUCCAGACGUGAGUGAAUCUCGUGAGGUGUUUGAUCUUCCAAUUGUAAAGCCUUCCUGGGUGACUUUGUCCGUUCGGUGUGGAGCUCUUCUGCCAGUAAAUGGCUUUUCCCCAGAAUCCUGUCAGAUCUUUUUCGGUGUUGCUGCUUGUCUAUCUCAGGUUUCCUCUGAAGACCGGAGUUCGCUGUGGGCCUUGAUUACGUUUUAUGGUGGGGAUUGCUGGCUCAGCCUCAAUAAAAAAUGCACUCAUUUGAUUGUGCCUGAACCAAAAGGGGAAAAAUUUGAAUGCGCCUAUAAACAAGAGAACAUCAAAAUUGUGACUCCCGACUGGGUUUUAGAUUCUAUAGCCGAUAAAACAAAAAAAGACGAGGCUCCUUAUCAUCCCCGACUCAUUAUAUAUGAGGAGGAAGAGGAGGAGGAAGAAGAGGAAGAAAACGAAGAGCAAUAUUCACCAAAUGAAGGGAGUACAGAUGAAAAAUUAUCAAGUCCAGCAUCUUCUCGAGAAGGAUCGCCUUUAGGUGACCAAGCUUUUUCUCCUAAAUCCGUUGCUGCUGACAAAACAAAAGGAGAAUUGAUGUUUGAUGAUUCAUCAGACUCUUCUCCUGAAAAACAUGAAAGGAACUUAAACUGGACUCCUGCUGAAGUUCCACAGACUGCUCCAGCAAAGUGUAGAUUGCCGUCGGGGAAGGAUUCGGGUUUGAUUAACUUGUGUGCCAACGUCCCACCGGUUCCAGGCAAUAUUUUGUCCUCUGAGAUCAGGAGUAAUAUAAUGACUUCAGUACAAAAUCCCACAAGCUCCGGGCGUCCAGAAAUGAUGGCAACAUGGAGUCCAGCGGUACGGACGCUACGAAAUAUUACUAAUAAUGCUGAUAUUCAGCAGGUUAAUAGGCCAUCAAACGUAGCACAUAUCUUGCAGUCACUUUCGGCACCUACGAAAACCUUGGAGCAGCAGGUAAACCACAGCCAACAGCAGGGACAUUCAAAUGCAGUCUUGCUUAGCCAGGUUAAACUGGCCCCAGAAACACACUUAUUGCAACAGCAGCACCAACCACAACAGCACCAACCUCAGCAGCAGCAGCAACAACAGCAGCAACAACAGCAGCAGCAGCACCACCCCCUCUUACAUCUUCAGCCCCAGCAUAUCAUGCAGUUGCAGCAACAACAACCCCAGCAACCUCAGAUUACACAGCAGCCUUUCUCACAGCAGCCUCAUCAGUUUGUCCAGCAGCAGCAACAGCAGCAGCAAGUUCAUCAGCACCAGUUUUCCCAGCAACAGCUUCAGUUUCCUCCACAACAGCUGCAUCCGCAACAACAGAUGCAUCGGCCUCAGCAACAAUUGCAGUUUCAGCAGCAGCAGCAUGCCUUGCAGCAGCAGUUACAUCAACUACAACAGCAGCAAUUGCAACAGCAGCAGUUGCAAAUGCAGCAGCAAAACCUCCAACAACUGCAGCAGCAGCAGCAUCAACAGCAGCAGCAACAGAUGCAACAACUACAGCAGCAACAUUUGCAGCGCAUGCAGCAGCAGCAGCAGCAGCAGAUGCAAAACCAGGCAUCGCAACACCUGACUCAGGCACCUCAGACUCAGACACUACAACAGCAUCAGGUUUCCAUUCAGCAGGCGCAGCAUUUACAGCACCCGCAGCAGCAACAGCAGCAGCAGCUUCAGCCACAUCAGCUAUUUGGACAUGAUCCAUCCGUGGAAGUUCCUGAAGACUAUUUCUUAUUGGGUUGUGUGUUUGCAAUUGCUGAUUACCCCGAACAGAUGUCUGAUAAGCAGCUGUUAGCAACAUGGAAACGGGUAAUCCAAGCACAUGGUGGCACAAUGGAUCCUACACUCACAAGUCGUUGUACACAUCUUCUCUGUGAAAGCCAGCUCAGUAAUAUGUAUGCUCAGGCACUGAAAGAAAGGAAGAGAUGUAUCACUGCUCACUGGCUGAAUUGUGUGAUAAAAAAGAAGAAAAUGGUGCCACCCCAUCGAGCACUUCAUUUUCCAGUUGCAUUUCCACCAGGAGGAAAACCAUGUUCUCAACAUAUAAUCUCAGUGACAGGGUUUCUCGACAGUGACAGGGAUGAUCUCAAGCUGAUGGCCUACCUGGCAGGGGCAAAAUACACAGGCUAUCUUUGUCACAGCAAUACAGUUCUCAUCUGUAAAGAGCCUACUGGCUUAAAAUACGAGAAAGCCAAAGAGUGGAGGAUACCAUGUGUGAAUGCACAGUGGCUUUGUGAUAUAUUACUUGGGAAUUUUGAAGCAUUGCGGCAAAUGCAGAACAAUCGAUACACAGUGUUCAACCUUCAAGACCCACUUGCUCCUAACCAGCAUCUAGUUCUAAACCUCCUAGAUGCUUGGAGAGUGCCAUUAAAAGUAUCGUCGGAACUUCUAAUGGGUGUGAGAUUGCCACUUAAACCAAAGCAAAAUGAACCAGUCAAUCAACCUUCGAUCAAGCGACCAAGAAUUGAAGACUUGCCAGCACCUACUAAAAAACUAACCCCAGAAUUGACCCCAGUUGUGCUUUUCACAGGGUUUGAGCCUAACCAGGUGCAUCAGUACAUCAAGAAACUAUACAUUCUUGGAGGCGAAGUAGCGGAGUCAGCACAGAAAUGCACUCAUCUAAUAGCUAGCAAAGUGACACGGACAGUGAAAUUCCUAACAGCAAUUUCAGUUGUAAAACACAUAGUGACCCCAGACUGGUUAGAAGAGUGUUUCAAAUGCCAGACAUUUAUAGAAGAGCAAAACUACAUCCUCAGAGAUGCAGAAGCUGAAGUUCUUUUCUGUUUCAGCUUAGAAGAAUCCCUAAAGAGAGCUCAUGCAGCACCCCUCUUUAAGGGGAAGUAUUUCUAUAUCACACCUGGCAUUUGCCCAAGCCUUUCCACCAUGAAAUCCAUUGUGGAAUGUGCAGGUGGAAAGGUGUUGUCCAAACAACCUUCUUUCCGCAAACUUAUGGAACAUAAACAAAACAAAAGCUUGUCAGAAAUCAUCUUGAUUUCAUGUGAAAAUGAUCUCCACUUAUGCCGAGAAUAUUUUGCCAGAGGCAUAGAUGUUCAUAACGCAGAGUUUGUUCUGACAGGCGUUCUCACCCAAACACUGGAUUAUGAAUCAUAUAAAAUUGUUUGACUAGGAAGAAAGAUGCCUUAAAGCUUCAACAUUCUGAAAGCCUUCCCUCAAGCUUUUCCAGCCUAUAGAUGGAUCGAUCAAUCAAUCAGUAUUUCCUUGUGUCCUCAUUUUACACUUAACAGGUUCUUUUUGGAAGGGCAGUGAACUGGUUAAGGCAGGAGAGCAAAAAUUUACUGCAUCUGUUUAAGAUGUGCAACCUUUUAUUAUUAAAACAUAAUUAACUAUGUUUUUUUUGUAUUGUACUACAAACUAGAGAGAGCCUAGUUUUUAUAUUGCAAAUUAGUUUUCCCGAUUUCUUUUUGUAGGUUUUAACAAUCAGUGGUAUGCAACCAAAAUCGAAAUUGAAAUGUAAAGAGAAAAAAAGGGCUUUGUGGUAUGUUUUAAAUUAUGAAGGUAAAUAUUUUGUACUUUAUUUUAUUACAGUGUUUCUUUUAUAUUGAUGCUAUCCCAGUUUUUAAAUAAACAUACUUUUAAAAUAUUUUUUCUUUAAAAUUUACUAGUGUUUCUUCAAAUAUAUAUAUAUAUUGUGCAGUUGUGGCACUCUCUGGUAAGAGUAAAUUACUCUAAAUGACUCUAGUUAUUCUUUCAGAUGCUGUAAUAUAUUCUUCCACUUAUUUUACCAGGUGUGUUUUAAUAUUGAAAGCCAAGUAUUUUACGCAGAAUUUAUUGUUAAUGUUCAAUGUGUGUUUCUACUGAAGUUAGCCUGAACUCACUCUUACUCAGCUGUGAUAAGUUUUCUCGUAAUUUUUAUGAAAUAAAUAUGCAAAAAAGGAAUUGAUGGAUGCAGUUAUUUCAUGCAAAGUGAAUUGCUCUUGGAAACACUACUGUAUGUUGGUAAAUUAUAAACUGAAUGUUCGCUAUCUUUAAAAAUAAACAAAGGCUUUUGAGCAGGAACAAGUCUGAAGUAAUACGCAGCCUAUUGGUUGUAUAUGGUUCACCUGCAUUGGGGACAAAUGCUUGGCUAAAAAUCCAAAGUUUGCCUCUUCUUUUGAAAAUACCCAUUAAGUUUGCAGCCGACAUAAAAUGCCAGGCAAAUUGAAUAAGAUUCUCUCUCUUCCUUGACUAAAUCUAGCAAGAAAUGUUAUUUGGCAUUAUUUGUGGGGGUUUCAGUAAUGUGGGCUUUGCACUACCAGAGAGUUCUUGCUAACUUACAAAGCCUGAAAUAACUCCGCAUUUAUUUCACUUGUCAAUAUGCCACUUUUGUAUUUUCUGAAGCCGAAGGGCCAUGUCUGGAAAUAACUGUAUUUAAUUGAAAUUGAAAAGCUACAGGUUUACAGGCUGAACAUUUAGGUCUGGCACUUUGUGUUAUGUUUAGAUCAUUUGUUUACAUUUGUGAUAUAAUAAUACAUUAACUGUGUUACCGAAGGCUUUCAUGCCUGGAAUCACUGGGUUGCUGUGAGUUUUCCAGACUGUAUGGCCAUGUUCCAGACGUUUCGCCCACAUCUAUGGGAGGCAUCCCCAGAGGUUGUGAGCUAUAUUGGAAAUUAAGCAGAUGGGGUUUAUAUAUCUGUGGAAUGUCCAGGGUGGGAGAAAGAACUCUUGUCUGCUUGAGGCAAAUGUGGAUGUUGCAAUUAAUCACUUUGAUCAGUACUGAAUAUUCUUCAAGGCUUGGUUGGCUGCUUCCUGCCUGGGGGGAUCCUUUGUUGGGAGGUGGUUAGCUGGCCCUGAUUGUUUUCUGUCUGGAAUUCCCCUGUUUUUGAGUGUUGUUUUAUAUUUACUGUCCAGAUUUUAGAGUUUUUUUUAAUACUGGUAGCCAGAUUUUGUUCAGUUUCAUGGUUUCCUCCUUUCUGUUGCAAUUGUCCACAUGCUUGUAGAUUUCAAUGGCUUCCCUGUGUAGCCUGACAUGGUGGUUGUGAGAGUGGUCCAUCAUUUCUGUGUUCUCAAAUAAUAUACUGUGUCCAGGUUGGUUCGUCAGGUGCUCUGUUAGAGCGGACUUCUAUGGUUGAAUUAGUCUGCAGUGCCUUUCAUGUUCCUUGAUUCAUAUUUUCUCUGUUGGAGGCAAGUGUGAAUAUUGCUAUUAAUCACCUUAAUUAGCAUUGCAAAGCCUUGCAGCUUCAAGGCUUGGCUGAUUUCUGCCUGUGGGAAUCCUUUGUUGGGAAGUGGGGCCUUCUCAGUGGUGGCCCCCAGCUUGUGGAAUUGGCUCCCCAGCGAGAUCAGAUCGGCAUCCUCCCUCCUUACUUUUAGGAAAAAACUAAAGUCGUGGUUUUGGAGCCAGCCCUUCAGCUAGUGGGCACAGCAGCACUUUAGACACUGAACCCGGACCAUAGGACUGUUAUGACAAUUGGAAACGGCUAUGUGACUUUGUUAUUAUAUGAGUAUGUGAUUUUGAUUAAUGUUAUUGUUUUAAUUUGCUAUGUAUUUGAUUUUACAUUGUUGUAUUGAUAUUGUGGCAUUGAAUUGUUGCCUGUGUUAGCCGCUCUGAGUCCCCCCUCGGGGGUGAGAAGGGCGGGGUAGAAAUGGUGUAAAUAAAUAAUAAUAAAUAAAUAAGUGUUAGCUGGCCCUGAUUGUUUCAUGCAACAUUAACACAUGUCUCUAACAGAAAAGAGUUCUUUCUCCCACCCUGGACUUUUCACAGAUAUAUAAACCUCCCUUGUUUAGUUUCCAAUAUACCUCACCACCUCUGAGGAUGCCUGCCAUAGAUGUGGGUGAAAUGUCAGGAGAAAAUGCUUCUGGGACAUGACCAUACAGCCCAGAAAAGUCACAGCAACCCUUUGCAUUAACAGCGUACCACUAAAGUUUUUUUGCCUGCUUGAGAGUCUGACAAUAUAUACUUAAGCAAACUUCACUUUAAUCUUGCAUACUUUUAAAGAGCACCACUACUGGUAAGCUUUGGCAACUAUAUCUGAGAAUAUUUCAAUGAGUAAUUCAUCUUUGGAGGUAUUUUGGCUGCUUUAUUUACACUGGAAAAUGGGACAUCCACUAUAGAAAGGCCCACUACCACAGCAGUAUCAAUAGCAUGCAGGUAUUACCAAUCUCUAUGCCAGUAUAUACCAUACUUUAAAAUGCACCAUGGUUUUUUCACAUGGUUCUCUGUGAUGGUUUGCUUGUUCCUGAGCUGGAAACUUCAUGUCUCAUAUAUUUUAUUUUUGCCUGCAGAAAGCUCUUCCAUGUUUGUGUUUUUUCUGUAUGCAUUUCAAUAUUUUAUGUAUGUUCAUGCUUAUAAAAGUACUUUGAACAAGG